Molecule: messenger RNA, 255 nt
Organism: Penicillium atrosanguineum
Lineage: Eukaryota; Fungi; Ascomycota; Eurotiomycetes; Eurotiales; Aspergillaceae
Exons: 1
Coding region: 1-255 (84 amino acids)
Source: RefSeq, a predicted model, not a curated record
AUGAGUAUCGACGCGGAGCAUAAUGGCCUCGCUCCCAUUUUUCAAUACGAUGGGAGGCCCGUGGCAGGCUUCAUUCCUAAAGGCCCAAUUUGGCUGCUCGUGCCUCCCUGGAACAAUUCGAAUGGCAAAUGUAUUAUCCCCAACCCCAAGGAGGAUGGGACACUGGUAAUUGGAAAUACCAAGCGAGGCUAUAUUAUGCCUACCUUGUGGAUUAUUGGAAGUCAUGUUGGAACCUGGAUGGAGAUUAUUGACUGA